AUGCAAAUAUUUAUAAAAGAAUCAACAAAUAAAAAGGAAUGGUUUAUAUUGGAUCUCCAAGGUCAUUUAGAAUAUACAGGAGAUUUAAAGAAUGAAACAUUAGGAAUAUUAACAAAAAAACCAAAUACAAAGGAUGAUUUUUCAUUUCAAAUUGGUAAUUCAGUUUUAGUUGGAAAAAGGGUUCCUUUAAAGAAACCUUUAUUGGUAAUUAAAAAAUCAAAAUUAAAUAAUAAUAAUAAUAGUAAUAAUAAUAAUAAAAUGGCUGUUGAUAAUAAAGAUAAUAAAGAUAAUGAAAAAGAUAAAGAAGUUGAAUAUUCAAUUGAAGGUAUUUGUAAUGAUAAAAUUCAAUUCACAACAAGACCUACAACAUUUAUUCCUCAGAGUUCUGUUGUUUAUGGUUCUCCAACACAUAAAUCACCUUCAAGUAGUCCAAAAACAAUUUCUCCUGUUAAAGUUUCACCAACAUCUUCACCAAUUAAAAAUCCAGAAUUUAAUAAUUAA
Messenger RNA from Dictyostelium discoideum AX4, 501 nucleotides. RefSeq lists its product as hypothetical. Gene Ontology annotation, biological process: mitotic sister chromatid cohesion. Gene Ontology annotation, cellular component: Ctf18 RFC-like complex. The record is from RefSeq and is a predicted model, not a curated record. Lineage: Eukaryota; Evosea; Eumycetozoa; Dictyosteliales; Dictyosteliaceae. The transcript has 2 exons. Bases 1 to 501 code for a protein of 166 amino acids.